Messenger RNA from Limanda limanda (common dab), 2592 nucleotides. It is a transcript of the gene dync1i1a, whose product is annotated as cytoplasmic dynein 1 intermediate chain 1. The transcript is spliced from 16 exons. Gene Ontology annotation, cellular component: cytoplasmic dynein complex. The record is from RefSeq and is a predicted model, not a curated record. Lineage: Eukaryota; Metazoa; Chordata; Actinopteri; Pleuronectiformes; Pleuronectidae. Gene Ontology annotation, biological process: transport along microtubule. Gene Ontology annotation, molecular function: dynein light chain binding; dynein heavy chain binding. Bases 1 to 1947 code for a protein of 648 amino acids.
AUGUCGGACAAAAGUGACCUAAAAGCCGAGCUCGAGCGCAAGAAGCAGCGCCUCGCCCAAAUCAGGGAGGAAAAAAAGAGAAAGGAGGAGGAGAGGAAGAAGAAAGAGUCUGAGAUCCAGCAGAAGGCAGAGGUGACUCCGGAGGAUUCAGACUUGGAUCGUAAGCGCAGGGAGACCGAGGCCCUCCUGCAGAGCAUCGGUAUAUCACCAGAGCCUCCACUAGUCCAUUCUUUGCAGCCUUUAAUGUUAGACUCAUGUUGCUUUCAUUAUUUAGUCCCGACCCCUGUGUCCCCCUCAAAAUCAUUGAGCACGCCCAGCGAGACGGGGAGCCAGGACUCAGUUGAUGGAGGCGCCGCCGGCAGGACGCUGCAGUGGGACACAGACCCCUCUGUGCUGCAGCUGCAGGCGGAUUCUGAACUAGGACGGAGGAUGCAGAAGCUGGGGGCCUCCAAGAUCACACAGGUAGACUUCCUUCCCAAAGAGGUGGUCGCUUACAGCAAAGAGACGCAGACACCGCUCGCCGCCCACCUGUCUGAAGAGGAGGAGGAGGAAGAUGAGGAGAUGAUGGAGGCAAAGCCAGCCCCCGAGUCAGAGCAGCAGGACGAAGACGACAACAAAGAAAACAAAGAAGGCUCAUUUCCGGUGCUGAGGGAGCUGACAGAGGAAGAGCGGCAGCAGAUCCUUCACUCCUCUGAGUUUCAGAGUUUCUUUGACUGCAGCAUCCGAGUGAUGGAGAGAGCUCUGGCCGAAGACAGCGACAUCUUCUUUGACUACAGCGGCCGAGACCCGGAGGACAAAGAGGGAGACUCUGGUAGUGGCUCCAGUCUCUCUCUCAGUCGACUCUUCUACGAUGAACACUGGUCGAAACAUCGCGUCGUCACCUGUCUCGACUGGUCCCCUCAGUAUCCAGAGUUGAUGGUUGCCUCCUACAACAAUAAUGAAGAUGCUCCUCAUGAACCGGACGGUGUGGCCCUGGUGUGGAACACCAAAUUUAAGAAAGCCACACCUGAGUACAUCUUUCACUGUCAGUCUCCAGUGGUGUCUGUGGGCUUCGCCAGGUUUCAUCCCAACCUGGUGGUGGGGGGGACGUACUCGGGGCAGAUUGUGCUGUGGGACAACCGCAGUCACCGCCGGACGCCCGUGCAGAGGACUCCCCUGUCUGCUGCUGCACAUACACACCCGGUGUACUGCAUAAGCGUGGUCGGCACCCAGAAUGCCAACAACCUGAUCACAGUGUCCACGGACGGCAGGAUGUGCUCCUGGAGUCUGGACAUGUUGUCGCAGCCGCAGGAGACCAUGGAACUGGUGUACAAUAAAUCCAAACCGGUGGCGGUGACAGGCAUGGCCUUCCCCACGGGAGACGUUAACAACUACGUAGUGGGGAGUGAGGACGGCACAGUUUACACUGCAUCCAGACACGGCAGUAAGGCAGGUAUCUGUGAGAUGUUCGAGGGCCACCAGGGGCCGGUGACGGGCGUCAGCUGUCACAGCGCAGUGGGCACGGUGGACUUCUCCCACCUCUUCAUCACAUCGUCAUUCGACUGGACUGUCAAACUCUGGAGCACCAAGCAAAACAAGCCCCUGUACUCGUUUGAGGACAACGCAGACUACGUGUAUGAUGUCAUGUGGUCACCUGUGCACCCCGCCCUCUUCGCCGCCGUGGAUGGCAUGGGUCGCUUGGACCUGUGGAACCUCAACAAUGACACUGAGGUCCCAACAGCUAGCGUGACCAUUGAAGGCGCGUCGGCCCUCAACAGGGUCCGCUGGGCCUCAGGAGGGAAGGAGGUGGCUGUGGGCGACUCCGAGGGACGAGUGUGGAUCUACGAUACUGGAGAGCUGUCCGUGGCCCACCCAGACGACUGGGGCCGCUUCGCCCGCACCCUGAUGGAGAUCCGUGCCAACCGGGCGGACGGCGAGGAGGAGGGGCCUAUGGAGCUGGCUUCAUAGGAGAGGACUCAGACCAAAGCGCAGCCAAUCAGAGACCCGGUGUGCUUCUCUUGGUGUCACUGUAGCAUGUGCUUCUCACUCCGUUUUUUCAUGUUUCUCCACCUUUGUGUUCAUGUUCCCGUCCGCUGUGUUGUUGCAUUUGCUCUCCUGUAAAUGCAAACUGUCUAACGGGUAAACUGUUGAUCUCCACACUUAUUAAUUGGUUUGACGACUCAAUGUGACUUGUGGCUUGCGGCCGGUGAGCCUGCAGUAUUUACCAAGUGGCCGUCUUAUAGCCUUACGGAGAUGUGUGUACUGUAACGACGCUUUGCACUAAAAUAAAGCAGGGUCCAUAGACUAGUCAUGUAUUGUUUACAAAAUGUCACGUUCACGUUCUGUUGUUCUUCUCUCUCUCUCUGUAUCGAGCCUGCAUGCGACACAUUCCUGAAAUGUUCCAGACGCGUGAGUACAGAGUUAGCGUGGAGGCGUUUUCACACGUGGUGGCUGCUUUGUGUCAAGAAACGGAAUCGCGUGUGGUUCGAGCACUUUUUUUCUCUUUUGUUCUGAUUGAGAUGUGAAUUCUUUCAUGAACUGUGACGGUCGACAAAAAGCUGCAGUGUGUUGUAACGCAGAGUGCUCGCUGUGAAUGUUCACCAUUAAAGCAAA